AUGGCGGUCGCCGAUCCAAUCGUAGCGUGGCUGCAGCCGUACGCCGACAAGUACGGCAUGCACCACCUGCCUACCCACGUGCCCACGCUCAUCCGCUCUACUCUGCUCUGGUUUGCCAUCCAGACGCUCUCCUCGCAGCUCUCGCCCCGUCUCUUCCCCAAGACGUUCGCCAAGUUCAACCGCAAGACGCGCAUCAGCUGGGACAUCCAUGUCGUCUCGUUCGUGCAUGCAGCGAUCAUCACGCCGCUGGCGGCUGCCGUGUGGUACAAGGCGCGCCAGACCAAUGCGCUCGGCUUCAAGACGCAUCCGCUUGCCAUCGACCGUUUGUACGGAUACGACCACGAGACCGCCUCUGUCUACGCCAUCGCCCAGGGCUAUUUCGUCUGGGAUUCGAUCGUCUCGAUCCUCCACGAAGGUCCCGGCUUCAUCGCCCACGGCCUCGUCGCCCUCAUCGCCUUCACCCUCGUCUACCACCCCAUCUUCAUGUACGACGGCAUGGGUUUCUUGCUCUGGGAACUGUCCACCCCGUUCUUGAACAUCCACUGGUUCCUCGACAAGCUCGGCAAGACCGGCUCCAAGUGGCAGCUCAUCAACGCCGUCUUCCUGCUCUCGGCGUAUGUGGGAGCUAGGUUGACCUUUGGCGUCUACAACAGCUUCAGCUUCUUCAAGUUUGUCGUGGCCCCUCCCAAGCCGCACCACCCACCCAUUCCGAACCAUUUGAAGACGUUCUACAUGGUCGGAAACGUCAUUCUGAACAGUCUCAACUUUUUCUGGUUCCGAGCCAUGGUUAGGGCCGUGAUGAAGAGGUUCACGGUCAAGCCGGAGUCGAACGGAAAGGUGGAUCCCAAGAAGGUGGUGAGGGGGGAGCAGAAGGUGAAGGUGGGUGUGGAGGGCAAGGACGAUGAGGAAUUUUGGCAGGAGGCGGGCGCUGAGAAGAGGGGCAAGGCCCAGUAG
This is a messenger RNA of Kalmanozyma brasiliensis GHG001, 954 nucleotides long. Its product is annotated as TRAM/LAG1/CLN8 homology domain protein. Lineage: Eukaryota; Fungi; Basidiomycota; Ustilaginomycetes; Ustilaginales. Gene Ontology annotation, biological process: lipid homeostasis. The record is from RefSeq and is a predicted model, not a curated record. Bases 1 to 954 code for a protein of 317 amino acids. Gene Ontology annotation, cellular component: membrane; endoplasmic reticulum. The transcript has a single exon.